CAACCCAUAAUAGAAGGUUCUACUGCAAUUAACUGCGUACAAGUUUGAUUUUAUACAAAUCAGUUUGAAAAGCAAUAUGGACUCAUCAUCGAAACAAGCCUACAAGUCAAAUAUCAAAGUCUCUAAACGCGAUAAAAAAAUAGCCCUUGAGUUAUACAAUUUUUCAUUGGAAGUGCUCCUCUACGUCUCAACCUAUACGGUCUCAUAUUACUGUGAUGUAACAAUGUACAUCCAUAAAUAGCUGCCCGCUGCACCCCCCAUUUGCACCAUAGCAUUUCACUCUUUACUUCUGAAAAUUCCAAAUAAUUAGCAAUACCCAGAAAGUAAAAAGAAUAAAUGGCAGAGAAGGAGCAAGCACCUACACCUUUGGUAGCCGACGGUCAAACUCGUAGCGACGAAGAAUCAGGCACUGCAGGGACAGCACAAACCAAAGAGCUACGCAAAAAGAAGCGCAUGAAAUGCAUAGCAUUUGUUGUAGCUUUUACUAUUUUCCAAACUGGAAUUAUAUUGUUAUUUGUGUUUACAGUUUUACGAUUCAAGGAUCCUAAAUUUAGGGUACGUUCUGCCUCAUUUGAUGAUACCUUCCAUGUCGGCACAGAUGCUGCAGCUCCAUCUUUCAACCUUACGAUGAACACGCAGUUUGGUGUCAAGAACACAAACUUUGGUCACUUUAAGUAUGAAACGAGCACGGUUACAUUCGAAUAUAGAGGGACAGUUGUUGGUUUGGUCAAUGUUGAUAAAGCAAGAGCUAGGGCUAGAUCUACUAGAAAAUUUGAUGCUAUUGUGGUGCUGAGAACAGAUAGAUUGCCUGAUGGUUUUGAACUAAGCAGUGAUAUCAGUUCAGGUAAAAUUCCACUCAGUAGCUCGAGUAGGUUGGAUGGGGAAAUCCAUUUGAUGAAAGUGAUCAAGAAGAAGAAGUCUGCAGAAAUGAAUUGCACUAUGAAUGUUGAUAUACAGACAAGAACACUCCAGGACAUUGUUUGCAAGUGAUCUUCAGCUGCUAGUUUUGUUAGUUGCCAUGUGUUUGUACUUUAUUUUGGAAGUUUCCUCUUUUUCAUUUUCUUUAAGAUUUGUUGAAAGAUGUGUCUCUCAUUCUUUGUAUUUUAUUUGAUUUAUUUGAAAUUUAUAUUCAAGUAAUUUUAUAAA
This is a messenger RNA of Ricinus communis (castor bean), 1146 nucleotides long. RefSeq names its product late embryogenesis abundant protein At1g64065. The transcript has a single exon. NCBI's taxonomy places the organism in Eukaryota, Viridiplantae, Streptophyta, Magnoliopsida, Malpighiales, Euphorbiaceae. The record is from RefSeq and is a predicted model, not a curated record. Bases 337 to 990 code for a protein of 217 amino acids.